Messenger RNA from Monomorium pharaonis (pharaoh ant), 8020 nucleotides. RefSeq names its product fatty acid synthase-like. Gene Ontology annotation, molecular function: oxidoreductase activity; fatty acid synthase activity; phosphopantetheine binding. The transcript has 21 exons. The coding region runs from base 421 to 7566 and encodes 2381 amino acids. Gene Ontology annotation, biological process: fatty acid biosynthetic process. The record is from RefSeq and is a predicted model, not a curated record. Lineage: Eukaryota; Metazoa; Arthropoda; Insecta; Hymenoptera; Formicidae.
UUGACUAUGAAAGUCAAUAUAUAGUCGCCAAACUACAUUGGCUAAAAAUUGACUUUUGGUCGCCAUAAAGUAGACUUUUAAGUUAACUUAAAGAACUUGUUGAUAAAAGACUUAAAGGACUUAUUGACAGACUGUAAUAUACAUUCAAUCCGACUUUGAACUUAACUUUAAAUCAUUUCCGCCGACUGAUAAUCGACCAAUAGUCGACUUGUUGUUGUGUGUGAAGUUAUAUAUUUAAAAAAUAAUUAUAAAACACUACAGCUUAGACUCUUUAGAUACAUUACCUUAACAUAUAUUACAAUAAUCAUUUGAUUUGACGUCUAUAUAAACAGGGAUUUGAAAAAAUGUUAGUCAGACGUAGUUUCUUGCUUACGACGUAAACAAUAUCACAGUAAUAUCAUUAAAAUUAUAAUUAAAACAAUGGAUGAUAAAAAAGUGGAUAGAUCGUGGAACGGUAUUGAUUCAGGUGAAGAAGUUGUUAUUUCUGGUAUUAGCGGCAGAUUUCCAGAUUCAGACAAUAUGAAUCAAUUACGAGAAAAUCUUUUUAAUAAAGUUGACCUUAUUAAAGCAAAUCAUGAUCGAUGGAAAGAAGAUUUCCUUCCGGAUAUGUCAAACCGUAUGGGAACAGUUAACAAUGUGAAAAAAUUUGAUACCAAUUUCUUCGAAUUAUCUUUCGAUCAAACACAAACACUCUCGCCUGAAGCGAGACUGUUAAUGGAACAUUGUUACGAAGCAAUUGUCGAUGCGGGAAUUAAUCCAAAGCAAUUACGAGGAAAAAAUACUGCUGUAAUUAUAGGGGCCUACUUUAUUGAAACGCAAAAAGAGUUUCAAUAUAAGAAAGAAGAGUUAGGUGGCUUGAAUAUUAUUGGAUGUAGCAAAUCUACAACAGCGAACAUGAUUUCAUACUACUUGGAUAUAAAAGGACCGUCAUACGUGGUUGAUACGGCAUGCAGCUCUAGCUUUUAUGCUAUGGCACUUGGUUAUAAUUGUAUUAUGUCAGGAGUAUGCGAAGACGCGAUAAUUGGGACUGCAAAUCUAUGUCUUAAUCCAAUUAUUAAUCUACUAUUUACUAAUCUUGGUGUUUUGUCACCUAAUGGUUAUUCCAGACCUUUUGACUCUGCUGCAAAUGGUUUUGUGCGUGCUGAAACGGUGGCAGUGAUUUAUCUGCAAAAAGCAAAAAAUGCAAAAAGGAUUUAUGCUAUAUGUCCACAUAUUAAAAUGAACAGCGAUGGUUACAAACAAGAAGGAAUAACAUUUCCAUCGUCCUUUAUGCAGAGUACUCUACUAACAGAAUUUUACAAUGAAUGCGGAAUACCAACAUCUUGCUUGGAUUACAUUGAAACACAUGGUACCGCAACCAAAGUUGGCGAUCCCCAAGAAAUUAAUGCAAUCCAGAACGUUUUGUGUAAAAAUAGAGAAACUCCAUUAAUGAUCGGCUCCGUAAAAUCUAACCUUGGUCAUGCUGAAGCAGCGAGUGGCAUCACUCAGAUUGCUAAGGUAAUAAUAGCAUUCGAAAGCGGUUUUGUCCCUCCAAAUAUUAAUUAUACAACACCACGGAAUGAUAUAGAUGCCUUAAGAAAUGAUACUAUUCGUAUCGUCCAAAAACCAAUGCCACUUAAAAACGGUUACAUAGGUAUCAGUUCUUUCGGUUUUGGAGGCUCUAAUGUUCAUGCAUUAUUAAAGUGGAAUCACAAACAAAAAAUUAACAACGGUUUACCAAAUGAUGAUUUGCCAAGACUUGUGAUAUUAUCUGGACGUACUGAAGAAUCUGUGAAGCUGUUUUUAAACGACGUCGUUAAUCAUCCAAUAGAUAAAGAAUACAUCCGUUUAUUACAUGAUAUCCAUGCAGACAAUAUAAAAGGUCAUCCAUGGAGAGGAUUUAUUAUACUUAAUAAUCAGCAACAAAAAUCAAUAGAAGAAAUUCAAAAUUGUGAAAGCAUGAAAAGACCUGUUUGGUUUAUAUUUUCUGCUCUAGGCACACAAUGGCCAGGAAUGGGACAAAAUUUACUAAAAUUUCAAGUUUUUGCAAAUACAAUAAAAAUGUGCGAUAUUAUUUUAAAACCAUAUGGUAUAAGUGUUACGGAUAUUUUGACAAAGACAGAUGAAAAAUUGUGCAAUAAUGCUUUAUAUGCCUUUCUUGGUAUCGUCGCUAUUCAGAUUGGCUUAAUAGACCUCUUGACAUCUUUAGGAAUUAUUCCGGAUUACAUGAUUAGUCAUUCCGCUGGUGAACUCGGUUGCGCCUACGCGGAUAAAUGUCUCACUAUUGAACAAACUAUUUUGUCAGCUUACUUUAUAGGUUUGGCAUGUGUUGAAGAAAAAAUAAUUCGUAGCUCUCUGGCACUCGUCAGUCUUAAUUACGGAAAUCUAAAAAAUAUGUGUCCAGCAGAUAUUGAAAUAAUAUGCCGCAAUAGCGCAAACAGCAAUAUUGUGUGUGGACCGACAGAAUCCAUACAAAAACUUAUGAAAAAAUUGCAGCUUAAUAAUAUUCACGUGAAAGAGAUCUAUUGCAACGUACCGUAUCACAGUUCUUAUCUUGCAUCCGUAAAAACUCAACUUUUGUUAAAUUUAAACAAUGUAAUACCGCGGCCAAAGAAGCGAAGUUCAAAGUGGAUUAGUUCUUCAAUAUCUCGAACGGAAUGGUUCACUUCAACGUCAAGUUCAUCAUCAGCGGACUAUCAUACGAAUAGUAUAUUAAACACCGUUCUUUUUGAACAAACUACACAACUAAUUCCAAGUAAUGCUGUGAUUAUCGAAAUCGCACCAGACGGCGUUUUGCAAGACGUUUUGAAAGGAUCCUUGAACACAAAAGUAGCAAACGUUGUACUGAAUAAACGCACUGAACAAAAUAUUGAAGUGCUUUUACAAGGAAUUGGGAAGCUCUACAAUUAUGGUUUACAACCGCAAAUUGCCAAUCUGUACCCACCAGUGGAAUUUCCAGUUAGCCGAGGAACUCCUAUGAUCUCUCCAUCGAUCAGAUGGAAACACUCUGAAGAUUGGUUUGUACCGAGCUGUAAAAUAGAUAAGAAUGUAGAAAGAAAAAGAUACAUCGAAAUUUCACUUAAAGAUAUCGAGCACGAUUAUUUGACCGGACACGUAAUAGAUGGAAGAAUUUUGCUGCCUGCAACAGGUUAUCUUGUACUUGUUUGGCAAACUAUUGGCAUAAUGAAAGGAUUAAUGUUCUCAACAAUACCGAUAAUAUUUCAAGAUGUAAAGUUUAUUCGUGCUACUCAUUUGACAAAAAAUAAUACUGUAACAUUAAGGAUUGCGAUACAAAGAGAUGGGAAGUUUGAAAUAACCGAAGGUGAUAGCGUUGUGGUAACAGGUACAGCGUAUGAUAUUUCGAAUCCAGAACAAGAAAUGACUUCGAUAGAUUUAUUAUCAGAGGAUUAUGAUGAAGAAGAACAAAUGACGACGCGAGAUAUCUACAAGGAGUUGAAACUCCGCGGUUAUCAGUAUAGCGGCUGGUUUCGUGGAAUAAAGCGUGCAUCGGUUUCAGGCAAUAAAGGACACAUCGUUUGGAAAAAUUGGAUAACGUUCAUGGAUAACAUGCUACAAAUGCGUCUUAUCGGAUACGAUACUAGGAAUGUGUAUGUUCCUACGAGUAUUAAAAAAUUGGUGAUUAAUCCUGAACUUCAUAUUUCGAUGCUACGAAAUAAUGCAGAUUAUGAGAAAGAUACCAUAUUACCCGUACAAAUAUACAAAGAAAUAGACAUGAUUAAAGCAGGUGGAAUAGAAAUACAAGGCCUUAAAGCCACUCAGAUUUAUCGUCGGAAAUUAAACCAGGAUGCUGUUAUCGAGCAGUACAAAUUUAUAGCUCAUCAAGAUCAUGCUGAGAUUCCUCUAAAUGAAGCUAUUCGGAUAUCGGCACAACUUGUGAUAGAAGAUCAUCAAAUCACUAAAGUGAAAGCUAUUGAGCUGGUGGAAGACGUUGACGAUGUUACAUUGGAAUACCUUUCGUCUUCAUUGUUGAUUGAAGCUUUUGAGGACAUACCAUUGAUACAAACGAAUGUCACUCUAUUAACAUCGCCAAAUCGUUUUAGUUCACAAGACUUAUUAGAAAAUAUUUUAAUCGCUGAUAUAAACAAACCAACUGUAAAUGAUAAAGUCUUAAUAGUUGCUGGAUUUAAUCUUUUAUCUAAACAGGAAACUUCUUUAGAACAACUUUUGCCAUUUCUAAAAGAUGGUGGUUAUCUGCUGACGCGUGAAAUGUGCGACAUAUAUGACUAUAGCAAGUAUCAGCAACAAUACAAAUUAAAUCUUAUUCUUGAAAAGCGCACCGAUAAAGAAAUAAUUGUUCUUAUGAAGAAGAAAGUUUAUGUAAAAAAACAAAUUGUUGUUCAUAUAAGUAAUAAUAAUUUUAACUGGUUAGAUGAUUUAAAGUCGCUUGUAAGCGACGAAAGCAAACUCGAGGAGGAUAGUAGAAUCAUAAUUGUUGGAGAGGGAGACUCUGAGUGUGGUCUGUUGGGUUUUGUUAACUGCUUGAGAAAAGAACCAUGUGGAGAACUUGUUAGGGGUGUGCUUAUUCAAGACAAGGAAGCUCCUAAAUUUUCUCUUCAAGACCCCUUUUAUUUACAACAAUUGGAAAAAGACAUGUCUAUUAAUGUAUUACGGUCUGAUAGAAUCUGGGGAUCGUAUAGACAUUUACGAUUACCACCACAGAAAGCCGAACCUAUUUCUACCGCUCAUGUUAGCCAAACGGUUUGUGGUGAUUUGAGUACAUUUUGUUGGAUAGAGAAUAAUCUAACCAUUCGAUAUUGUCGUGAAGACUUAGUACACGUUGUAUAUUCAUCCCUUAAUUUUAAAGAUGUAAUGCUUGCUACUGGUAAAUUAAUACAUAAUAUGGCGCUUUUUCAAGGACGGUUAUUUGAAUAUAUUCCUCUUGGUCUGGAAUACGUUGGAUUCGAUGCUACCGGGCAACGAGUAAUGGGAGUGAAUGAUACUGACUGUAUAGCAAACGUUGUUGUAAAGAAUAAAGACUUAUGUUGGAAAGUACCGGACGCGUGGACAUUUGAAGAGGCUGCGACGGUUCCAUGCGUUUAUAGUACAGUUUACUUCGCCUUAUACAUUUAUGGAAAAAUGAAAAAAGGCGAUAAAGUACUUAUACACUCUGGUACUGGCGGCAUUGGACAGGCAGCUAUUCAUCUCGCUCUCAAAGAAGGAUGCGAAGUGUUCACUACUGUAGGCACGGGCGAGAAACGUAAUUUUAUUAAAAAAGUGUUUCCUACAAUUUUGGAUGAACAUAUUGAAAAUUCUCGAGAUACCAGCUUUGAACAAAUGAUAAUGCAACAAACGAACGGUCGUGGCGUUGACAUCGUGUUAAAUUCACUGGCGGAGGAAAAGCUAAUCGCCUCCAUUCGUUGUUUGGCCCAAAAUGGUCGUUUUUUGGAGAUCGGAAAGUUUGAUCUUGUUUCUAACAAUCCUCUUUGUAUUUCUGCGUUUCAGAAGGGUAUUAGCUUUCAUGGAAUCUUAUUAGAUAAUUUAUUUAUUGGUGAUCACAAGUAUAAACUCAUAUUACGCAAAAUGAUAACCGAUGGUCUUAAGAACAGAACCAUCAAACCUAUUCAAGUAAAAGUUUUCCCGAAAACAGGUAUUGAAGAAGCUUUUAGAUAUAUGGCGAGUGGAAAACACAUGGGAAAGAUUAUUAUAAAUAUUCAGGAAACAAAUAAACCUUUAAAUGAGCCCAUUAUUGCAUAUCGUCGCUAUUAUUGUCUCAAGAACAAAAGUUAUAUUAUAUUGGGUGGUUUGGGUGGAUUUGGUUUGGAGUUAACAGACUGGUUAAUAUUUCGUGGUGCCAGAAACAUAGUAUUGGUUUCACGAACUGGAAUAAAAAACGGUUAUCAACGCAUGAAGAUUCGAUUAUGGGAAUCGUAUGGUGUAAAUGUGUUAAUUAUCAAGAAUAUCGAUGUCGCUGAUCCCGAAGAUUGUGAAUACCUCUUGCGAACUGUAGAAAACGAAGCACCAGUGGACGCAAUAUUCAACCUCGGUGUGGUGUUGAAGGAUAACGUUUUAAAGAAUCAAACCGCGGAGACAUUCGCAGAGUCCUUCAAGUCAAAGGCUCGGGCGACACAAACUUUGGACAAACUUUCCAGAAUGUUUUGUCCUAAACUGAGGCAUUUCGUAGUAUUCUCUUCCGUUUCUUGUGGUAGAGGCAACUUUGGACAGACUAAUUACGGCAUGGCCAACUCUGUUAUGGAAAGAGUUUGCGAAAAGAGGGUUGAAGAAGGAUUACCCGGAUUAGCAAUUCAAUGGGGAGCUGUUGGUGACGUGGGUCUCGUCGCUGACAUGCAGGAGGACGAUAAGGAAUUGAUUAUCGGUGGUACUUUACAACAAAAGAUAUCCUGUUGUCUUGACGAACUCGAUAAGUUUUUACUUCAAAGCCACCCUGUUGUGAGUAGUAUGGUGGUAGCCGAAAAGAAAUUGGGAUCUAUCGGAUAUGGAAGUCCGAUAGAAGCUGUCGCCAGUAUUUUAGGUAUAAAAGACAUAAAAGUUGUAAGUCAAAAUACAUCUCUGGCUGAACUUGGAAUGGAUUCCAUGAUGGCUGUUGAAAUCAAACAAACUUUGGAACGAGAAUUCAACAUUUUUCUCACUGCAAAAGAUCUGUCUAGUCUCACCAUUGCGAAACUUAAUAAGAUGUCCAAUACAAACGUCAAUAAUGAUGAUAUGCAGCAUGAAAAUAAUUUUAAUACAGAAGAGGCCUAUGCCAUGAAAUUACCAGUUAGUAUUGUACAAGACAAAGAUUUUAUUUUAGAGAACUAUUUGGAUCUCUCGACCGGAAAACAGAAUACUACUACUGAAGUAUUUCUUAUACCGGGAAUCGAUGGUUGUGGAACGGUAUUUCGUCAUUUAGCUGCAGAUAUUAAAUUUUCAGCAAUGUCUUUGCAUUAUAACACAAAUAACAUCGAUGCUACAAACGUCAUAUUGGAGACGACUGAUCGUGUUAUCAAUCAUGUAUUAUCAAAACUAAAAAAUGGAAAAGACUUUGUAAUAGUAGGAUACUCCUUUGGAUCUAUUAUUGCAAUUGAGUUAGCAAGGAGAUUGGAAGACUUGAAUUUCAAAGGUCGUUUGGUUCUUAUCGAUGGUGCUCCUGAACAAAUGCGAAUGAUAUACAAAUAUUCUUCAUCAAAUUUUAACGAUGUGGAUCUUCAGUUGGUUGUUUUGACUAAUAUUAUAGAACUUUAUUCACCAGGAUCUAGUAAAAAGAUUGUAAUGGAACUGGAGAAAUGUAAUACCUGGGAAGAACGAUACAAUAUUUUCGCAAGAUUGUUUUUAGUUAUGAAUACAUCACUGUCUUCAGCAAAUUUAAAAACGCUGUGUACCACUGUUUACAAACAUUUAUCCGCUAUUCGACACUACGAUCCUUCUACAUUGCCACCCAUUAAUUCUCCUAUAAUCUUGUUAAAACCUACACAACCGUUGAAUGUACCAAUGACGGAUGAAGAUUAUGGUUUGCAUAAGGUAACUCAAAAUGUAAUUCAAGUACAUUACGUCGAUGGUACUCAUGUGACGAUAUUGAGAAACAAAAAGGUGUUGGCUGCAAUUAACGGAGAACCACCCUUUAUUAUUUAAGAGAAUAAUAUGGGAGAUGUAACCGGAGGCCAUCCAAAGCCGAAAGGCAAGGAUUAUAUAAUAAUAAAUAAUAAUAAUAAUAGUAUAAUUAUUUGCAACGUAUAAUAAAUAAUAUAUGUAUACGUAUAUAUUACAAUAUAACGUUGUUUCUUCUUUACCCUUUUUAUUUUCCUUAAAAUUAAUAAAAAAGUAAAUAAGUUGUGUGGCUAGUCGUCCGCACAUUUUAAUAGUACAUUAUAUAAUGAGGGCAUAAAGUUGGUCUAUUGUUUAUAUAUGUUAUUUUUAAAGGAAUAUGGCUUUAUCUUGUAAAAAUUAAUUUAAACAAAAUAAAGUUUAAAAAAAUUGCAAAAAAGAAUUUUUUAAUCAUUUGUCGUAUUUUCGUCAAUUUUUAACAAAUCUAAAAAACCAUUAGUUUUAGAAAAGUAAAAGAUAUAUCUAUAAUUAGGAUAAAAAA